Molecule: messenger RNA, 1074 nt
Organism: Emys orbicularis (European pond turtle)
Lineage: Eukaryota; Metazoa; Chordata; Testudines; Emydidae
Product: probable G-protein coupled receptor 33
Exons: 2
Coding region: 25-1074 (349 amino acids)
Biological process (GO): positive regulation of cytosolic calcium ion concentration; phospholipase C-activating G protein-coupled receptor signaling pathway; inflammatory response
Cellular component (GO): plasma membrane
Molecular function (GO): complement receptor activity; G protein-coupled receptor activity
Source: RefSeq, a predicted model, not a curated record
CCACCACUCACUGCCCAGGGCACCAUGGACCAAGGCAAGACGCUUCUCCCACCAACCACUGGGGCAAAUUCCAGCCAGACCCCAGCAACUGUGAGCGCCGCUCACCUGGCUGCGUCCAUGCUACUCUUCACCACCUUCCUGGUGGGUGUGGUGGGGAAUGGGCUGUGCUUGUGGGUGCUGGGACUGAAGAUGAGGAGGACAGUGACCACACUCUGGUUCCUUCACCUGGUCUCCUGUUACCUUCUCUUCACCCUGCUGAUCCCCUUCUUCAUCGUCUAUGUCCUCCUGGGUUUCCACUGGGUCUUUGGCAUGGCCAUGUGCAAGUUCCUCAACACCUGCAUCUCUGUGGGCAUGUUCACCUCCGUCUUCCUUCUCACCCUCAUCAGCCUUGACCGCUACACUCUCACUCACCAUCCCAUCCAAUCUCGGAAUCACCGUACUGUGCCCCGAGCUCAGAAGCUGGCGGUGGGCGUGUGGCUGGCCUCCUUUGGUCUCAGCGCUCCCUACCUGGCUUUCCGAGAGACACACAUGGUGGAUGGAGGCAGAAUCAUCUGCAUCAACAAUUAUGCCCUCUCCGAAGACUGGAACAGAGCUGAGCCACAGGACCUAGGGAGACGGGUCCACCUAGCCGUCUUCAUUGUCCGGUUCCUACUGGGCUUCCUGCUGCCCUUCUGCACCAUCGCGGGCUGCUAUGGCUGCAUGGGGCUGAAGAUGAAGGAGAAGAAGCUGGCAUGGGCUGGGAAGCCCUUCAAAGUCAUGGUGGCUGCAGUGGUUUCCUUCUUUCUCGGUUGGCUGCCCUACCACCUCUACCAGAGCUUGAAUCUCUACAAGAAGGAGGUGCCAGAGUCGGUGACAGAUGCUCUCUUGGUCAUUUACACCUUUUCAUCCUGCUUCAAUGCCUGCUUCACCCCCAUUCUCUACCUCUUUGUGGGGGAGAAGUUCUGGCAGGUCUUCAGGAUGUCUCUUCUCACUCUAGUCAAAGCGGCUUUUGUUGAUGAUCUCGGCAGCAGUGCCCCUGAGUAUAGUGGAAGACACGGCUUUGAAGUUGAGAACAGAAAACAGGAGAUGGUCUGA